CAGGGCAGGUGGCAGCAGUUGUCAUGGAGAUAACCGCAGGCCCGGCGUCGGCGCGCGGGGUUGUUUCCAUGGAGAUCCCGCCGCGAGGUGAGCUGGCAGCGGUGGAGGAGGACGAGGACCGCGGGCAGACGAGCACCGAAGAGCGGCUCCAGCCGACCUCCCGCCCGGGAAACUUUUACAUGCUCAUCGUGAUCGGAGAGAUCGCGACAGAGCACCAGCUGCACGCCGCCAGACAGCACAUAGAGCGCGGUAUCCGUUCCUGGGACAUCAGUGUGUCAGAAUGUAACCUGGACCAACAACUGCAGCUUUUCAUAACCAGACAUUCCGCCCAGUUCUCAGCCGAGGUCAGAGGUCAAAGGACUCUGCACCACAAAAGUGAUGUUCUUCAAACGGUUGUAUUAGUAAACCCAUCAGAGGAUACUGUUAUCUCUGAGAUCCAUUGUCUUAUAUCUGACCCAGCUGUGCACAAGCUGCUGGUCCUGAGUGGGCAGAGUUCUGACCAAGGUGACCUGGUUCUGCAAACUGGAGUGUUCAGUCAUCAAACCUUCUCACGUGUGUUUGCUGAUCCUGGGGUCAGUAAUUUGCUGGUUAAAGCCAGCUCUGGACAGCGGGCAUCACUGACAGUGUCUUGCCGUGGUGAGGCAGGCUGGAGCUCUGUGGGGCAACAGCAACGCAUUAGGGAGUUGCUGAAUUAUAGGCUUAAUCCAGAGCCCAUACUCCCUAAGAUGGAGGGGGUCACUGAGUUUACCGAAUACAUAUCUGAGACUGUGGAUGUACCAUCCCCAUUUGACCUUCUUGAGCCUCCAACCUCUGGAGGAUUCCUAAAGCUUUCAAAGCCUUGCUGCUACAUCUUUCCUGGUGGACGGGGGGAUUCUGCGCUUUUUGCUGUCAAUGGUUUUAACAUUCUGAUUGAUGGGGGCUCUGACAGAAGGUCAUGCUUUUGGAAGCUUGUCAGGCAUUUAGAUCGUAUUGAUUCCAUUCUUCUUACCCAUAUUGGUGCUGAUAAUCUUCCAGGGAUCAAUGGACUCCUUCAAAGGAAGGUUGCAGAACAGGAGGAAGAACAGUCUCAAGGCUCAACCACCUAUAGUGAUUGGAUGAAAAACCUGAUAUCACCCGAGCUUGGAGUUGUGUUCUUUAAUGUACCUGAGAAGCUUCGCACAUCAGAAUCAAAUUUGAAAGUCAAGCGAAGCAUUGAGGAAGCCUCUCUUACAUUGCAAUACCUCAACAAGUUAGGAAUUAAGCCUGAGCCUCUUUUUCGAGUGGUUAGUAAUACCAUCGAGCCCAUCACUCUUUUUCACAAAAUGGGUGUGGGGAGGUUAGACAUGUUUGUCCUGAACCCUGUGAAGGACAGUAAGGAAAUGCAGUUCCUCAUGCAGAAGUGGGCAGGAAACAGUAAGGCAAAGACAGGGAUAGUGCUUCCCAAUGGAAAAGAGGGAGAAAUAUCUGUACCGUAUUUGACAUCUAUUACUGCUCUCGUUGUAUGGCUCCCUGCCAACCCUACAGAAAAAAUUAUCAGAGUUUUAUUUCCAGGAAAUGCACCACAGAACAAAAUACUUGAAGGGCUUGAAAAGUUAAAGCACCUUGAUUUCUUGCGGUAUCCAGUAGCCACCCAAAAAGACAUAAAUUCUGGCGUUGCACCUUCAGCUGUAAAACAAACAAAGUUAAAGCAAAGAACUGACAGCAAAGAAAGUCUCAAGUCAUCUCCCAAGACCCAAGCACCAGCUAAGCCUUUUAAGAAAGAAACCGAAGAGCAGGAGGAUGUAUCCAUUGUCGACAUAAAGAGUGACUCUGUCAAUGAGAACAAGAUUGAGAAAAAAGAAGAAAAGAAGCACACCAAGCCACUAAAAUCAAAAGCAGAUGUGACAGAAAAGAAAAAAUUAUUAAAGGAGAAAACAUUGAAAAAACACCCGAAGGAAAGGUUGUCUAAAAUGGAUGAAAAGAAAGACAAAGAAAAGAGGGAAGUUAAAAAAGAAAAACGGGAAAUUAAAAAAGAUGAUUCUGUGAAAAAAGAUGAGAAAAAGUUUAAAACCAAGGAUCCUUCAAAACCUGAACUGAGAAAAAUAACUAAACCUGACCUGAAACCUUUUACACCAGAGGUCAGAAAGACUCUUCACAAGGCUAAAACCCAAGGGAAACCCAAAACAAUAAAGAGCAAACCUACAACUGCCAAGGUAGAGAGUGCAGAGAUUGUGGCUAGACCAGUGGCUGAGAAGACUGAGCCUGAGAAACCAGAAAAAGGGAUAGGAGAGGUAAUAUCUGCUCCAUCUACUACAGAGGAUUUAACAAAAGACUUUGAUGAAAUGAGGCCUACUGAAACUACAGAUCUGUCUGAAGCUCCUAAAAGUGUCCUUACUGUCUCUGAUUUACCAACUGAAAGAGACAAUGAAACUUCAAAUGCUGCACAGGAGCAAGAGCAAGGUCAUGUUACAGAAACCGAUAUUGUGGAACGAAAAACUACAGAGAAAGAAGCAGCACCAUCAGCAGAAACCCAAGAAGUGCCAUCAGCAGAAGUGAAAGAACAACCGGAUGAGACCCAAACAUCAGAAUUGGAGAAAUUUGAGGAUGAGGGUGCUGCAAUUGAAGAUGAAGAUGAGGAGGAGGCUGAGAUACAGCCUAUUAAGAAGAAGACAGAGGAGGAGGAGGAGGAGGAGGAGGAAGACAUGGGAAUAGGAGAUGAAGAGGAAGAAGGGGCAACAAAGGAAACCAAAGAUUUAGAGAGCGUGGACAGAAAACAUGAAGUUGAGGAAAUGGAGAAGCAAAAACAAGUGGAGGAAAGAAAGACUGAAGCUGAAGAAGAACAGUUUGAAGAAGAGGAUGUGAUUGAAAAAGCUGAGCUAGAGGAGGCAGAGGAUUUGGAUGCCAUUGCAGAUGAAGAAAUAAAGGAUUUCUCUGCUGAGAAAGUCAAGGAAGAAGAGGAUGCAUACUUAUCAAAUGUUGGAGGUGUUACAGCUGGCAUUACCUCUACAGCCCAAGGAGCUGCAGCAGCAGAAAACUUAUCAUACAUUCAGGAUGAAACUAUCCCUGGUUACUCUGAGACUGAACAGACCAUCUCAGAUGAGGAGAUCCAUGAAGAAGCAGAAGACAGGAUACCACACCUUCAAUAUGAGGUUGGUAGCUAUGAUGUUUCCGUCCCAGACCAACCUGGUUCCUUUGAUGCCAUCCAUGGAAUGAGAGAAAUGCAAGCUGCUGCAAUGGGAAAUGGAACAGGCAAAGUAUUGAUUGGAGCACAGGAGCCACCUAUUUCCAUCUACACCAGCAUACUUGCAGCACCACUAGCUGAAGAAGAACAUGUUUCUUCAGCAACGUCUAUAACGGAGUAUGACAAACUGUCUUCUUUACCAACUUCAGUUGCAGAAGAUCAUUCAGUGGCAUCUGUCACAGCACCUCAGACUGAGGACACUGGUAAAAGUUCCCUUGUCUUGGAUACUGUUCAACCAGUUACCCAGACUGAGGCUACCCAAGGAAAAGACUACCUACAUUCAGCUGGAACCAUCUCACCAACAUCCUCCAUUGAGGAAGACAAGUGUUUCAAGUCAUCUCCCUCUGAGGAAUCUCCACCACUUCCCUUAGAAGGCAAAACUGAGGGAAUUGAGAUGGCUGUCCAUUACGGUGAUGAAGAGGAGGAUGACUAUGAGGAUCAAACACCAAAUGUUGACAUUUCACUUGGAAAGUUACAAGAAGCAUAUGCCUCACCUGAUAAACUUGAACACAAGGAGAAAGAAAUGGACAAACCCAAAAGUCCUGUGCCUUUAGUUCCUGAUACUUCAUCUGAUGAAAAAUCCUCACCACCUGAGGUGGAGAAGGCAUUAGUAUCACCUUCUAGGGAGGACUCAUCUUUUGAAGUACAAACAAUAUUUUCUUCCCCAUCGCACAGUGUUUCUAAGCUUCCCGUUACUGAAGCUAGUGUUUUUCCAGAUGUGGAAGACCGAUGCAUUAGCCCUGAUGACAGCACAGUAAAAAUGGCUUCCCCUACACAUUCUGGACCACCUAGUGCAUCUCACUCUCCCCUCAGAAUGUCACCUGUGGAAGGAAAGGAUACAAUUCUCCUUAAAGAAACUCAUCAAGAACCAGGAGUGCCAAUUAGCUCCACUGAAAUUGAAACUGAAAAAGAUAGUGUAAAACAAAAAACUGGUAUUUUAGAUGAGAAAGAAAUACCUCAAGCAGAGGAGGAAGUAAAGGAGAGAAUCCAGGAAGCAACCGCUGCAUCAUCCCCACUCAUUGAUGAUUUAGCAGCUAAAAAAGAAAGUCUACCAGUUCUACCAUCAAAAGAAUUAAGUGAUACAAAGUUAAUGCCUGAUCCAGGUGUUGAAAAGAAGGGUGAAGAUGAAGAGGACUUAAAAGAGAGCAGCAAGGAUGUAGUUCUUGAGGAUAAAGAUACCAAAUUAUCUGAUGAUCAUGCCGUUGAAGAAACUUGUGAUUUAAAAUCGUCUACAGACAAAGAAGAGAUAAAGGAGAAAGACAAGGAGGGUGAGAGAGAUGAUACUGAAGGGAAACACAAGGAGGAAGACCAAUUAUUAAAGCAUGCUGAGGUUACAGAUAAAGGUGAUGUAAUAUCAAAACCAGAAAAGGCAUCACCCUCUAAAGAGGAUUUUGAUAAGAAAAAUGCAAAUGUAGAAGAGUUUCAAGAAAAGAGUUUUCCAGCAGUUCUGGAAAGUUCUGAAAUAGAAAAACAGGAGAAAGAAAAAGAAGAAAUUCAGUCAGAGAAAGACAAAAUAUUUUCUAAAUUGGACAAGGAACCCAAAGAGAAAGAUCUCACUGAUAUAUCUUGUCAGUCCAUAGAAAGCCUAGAUAUCACAACAGAAAUAUCAACAUCUCAUGAAGUAGCCAAAGCGUAUAUGGAGACACAGGACACUGUAGAGACAGAUGUAAAAACGAAACCGGAAAAAACAUCUGAACAGAAAUCGGAAUCAACUGAUAUUACACCUGAACAGGUGGCUUUGGAGGAAACUGAUUCAUAUGUCUGUAUAAGCCCAUUUAAAGAAGACACAGAUGGCCUCAAAUCUCAAAUACAAGAGUUAAAUGGAAAAACAGAUGUUACACUGAAAGCUGAGGAAAAGAUAGAAAGUAAAAGUGUGGCUGGAAUGACAAAUGAGAAAAUGAUUUCAGCUGACAAAGAACAUGAAGACUCUAGGGAUACAAAUAUAGAGAAAGUCAAAUCUGUGAUACCAGAGCAAAUUUCCCUUUCACAACCAGAUGUUCAAUCUACAGAGAUGCAUGUAGACGUGUCCAUUAUAGAAAAGGAUAUGUCUCCUAAAGAAGAUCAAGAAUCUAAAGGGAUUUCAGCACAAGAGAUGAAACCUCAUAUAUUAGAGACAACUCCAAGUAAGACUGAAAUUACUAGUAAACAAGAUGAAGACUUAAAGGAGAAGUUAUUGGAAGAAACUCAAACCACACAACAUUUACAAAAAGCAGAUGUAUUACACAAAGAAGAGCCUCAAAUAACCCAUUCCAUAAUUUCACAGGACACAGAUGAAACUAGUCAAGAUAUGGAAACUGUAGAGGAUGCUAAAUCCAAAACACAAAUUUCCAUUUCCAAAAUGGAUUCCUUACCAACAUUAGACCAGGAACCUAAAGACGAACAACCAGAAUUGAGCCAUGGUCAGGUUUUGUUGUCUGAAUCUGAGAAAUUAGAUUUGUUCUCUAAAGCUGAUCAGGACCAGAAAAACAAAGAGUUUGUGAAGCUAACUAGCAAAUCAGAUGAAGAGUCUACAGAGUAUCAGACUUAUGAAAAAAGAGAUCCACAUACUAUGUCUAAAUCUGAUUUAGAUUCUGAAGUGAAGAGUGGACCCCAGAUAACAACACCAGAGAAAGAAGAUGUGCAAGCUAAAGAGGAUGAAAUAAGCAAAGGCAUAUUUGUCAAAUCUGAACAGCCAGUUAAGAUUGAAGACAUUCCCUCAAAAGCACACGAACCUAAAGAUAAGUGUGUGGUGGAUGCUCAACUUCAGAUAUCUACAGAUCAAUCAGUAUCUGAUAGUGCUGCUGCUAAAAAUGACCAACACUAUGAAGAAAAACACGCUGAAGAGAUUAAAACUGAAGAACCUCAACUAAGCAUUGCACCAACUGCCACAAAACAAGAACUAACUGUGGAAGAAAAGCCAGAACAGAUUCCAACAGAAUCAAAAACUGUGGAUUCAAAAUCAGAACAAGAUACUUUAGACACACUAAAGAAAACAGAUCUUCCUAUUGCAGAAGAUGAAACAGCUGAUUUGAAAAUAAGCAAAGAGUCUGAGGAGAAAUUAACAAAAGAAGAUGCAUCAAAACUGGUGUCAGAUGAAUUAGACCACAAAAUGGACUUGGGAGCUAAACCAAAAUCUUUGAUAGAAUCUUCAGAAAAAAUACUUGAGACCUCAGAUCUCAGUUGUAAAGAAAAAGUGGAAUUGAAAGUUGAAACUAAAGGAGAUAUCAAACAAGACACAUCAUUACAUGAAACAGACACGUUUCCAUCGUCAGACAUUGGCUUCAAAUUAAAUUUAGAUUAUAAAGAAAAAUUCAUUGAAGAAGCCUCGACUGUGGAGAAAACAAAAGACACCAAGUCAACAUUUGAAACUACGUUUCCAACAAAAUUUUCAGAUGAAGAUGAAAGUACCGAGGAAGAUGAAGGAGAUGCUGUUUGUAUGGGAGGGGCUGGUUCAAGACCAUUAUCAGUGGAACCUUGGAAGUAUGAAGAACCAAGGGCAAGCAGUUCUCCACAACCACCUGAGACAAGUAUGAAAAAAGAGGAAAUUGUGGCCCAUUCAGAAGAUAUAGAUUUGACUAGGCAUUCCAGUGUAACAUCACCUGAACCAGAGAAGGAGUGUAAGUUUGAUACCACAUCACUUACACCUUCUACUACAGAUACAAGUAUUAAAGCUGUCCCAGAGACUCUAACUGAGAGCAAACCAACAAGUAUUACACUGCCCAGCUCUGAUAGACAGGCAAGUGUUGAGGAUGACCAACAUGAAAUAUUGCUCCCUUCAAAGGAAUCUGUAAAACCUGAGAAGGAGGCUGAGAGGGAAAGGGAAGGAGAACGUGAGAUUGCCUCUCCAGGGUUAGAGUCACUUUCUGAUUUUCAAAAGACUGGCAGUGCUGAUGAGAAAUGUGCUGAAAAGUCUGAUAGUGAAAAAAUGAAAUCUGAUGACAAGAUGACUUAUGAAGUGGAAAAAGAAAAUUAUGAAGCUUCUAAAUAUGAGCCAUAUGAAAAGCCUGUUUCAAAAGACACUGAGAAAGGAAGAGAGGAAGUGGAACAGUACCCGAGUCUGGAUAGAGAUUUAGAUGACAACAGAAAAACAAGUCAAGCCACUUUGCUUGGAGCUGCUUGUUCAGUAGAGGAACAAAGUGAUGAAGAGCCAGUGUCCUUCAGCAAGGUUGAUUACCAGACCUUACCAAGUAUUCACAGCAGCCACAGUGCCUACUCAGAGCAAGACAAUAAGGAGCGAUACCAAGAAGAAGAACUGGUUAGCGAAGAGAGACCAGAUCUUUUUGUUGACAAUAGUCUUACAUCUGACAGCAAAGCCAUUUCGGCAACAGGUUCAAGUUUCUUUGCUUCUAGUGAUUUGCAAGACAAAUCAGAGAAAUUGGAGAGAGAAGAGAAGGAGAAGGAGAAAGAGGACAGACAUUCUCCUAUUCAAGAAAAAGAUGCUGGAAGUCAUGUUAAAUUGCCAGAAAAAGAGCCAUGUACAUCUGCUUCCAGUCUUUCAAAACCUGAUACGCUAGAGAAAGACCAUAAAACAGAAGAAACAUCGGCAAUGCCUCAUUCAGAGGACCUAGACAAGACCAAAACCCAUGUGACUGAAGCCUCCCAUAUACAAGGGCUUCUUACAUCAUCACAAGAUAAAAGUCUUCAGAGUCUAACAACUUCGUCAACAUCUGCUUCUGAUGAGAGAAAAAUGGAUAGUCCAAUUUCAUGUGAAGGUAACAUAGAUAAAAACAAACUGGAUUCAGCUGAAAGCCAAAGUGACCCGUUUUCUUCUGGUCGAUACUCACCACCUGAAAAGGACAUGCUUCCUGCCAGGUUAUCACCUGAAGAUCCCAGCACCGCCGAUCCUGGUUCUUCAGGGCAGUCCAUGAAAGUCGAUGACAACGUUCUUGCCCUUGAGUGCUCUGGAAAAACAGAUACUCUUUCCAGCAAGUCACUGCUUGUGAGUGCAGAGACAGAGGAAGGCUUGGUCAGAAGCCAAAAAAUAUUUGCAGAAGAAGAGGAUGAUUAUGAUGAGGAGGAAGAGGAAGAUGCAAGUGACUUGGAUAUUGAAAAGGGUGCCAGAGAAAUGUCUGAAAAAGAGACCAAAGUAGAAUUUGAUACCAUGACUACAUCUAAACCACUUGAAACAAAACAAGAAGAUACUGUUGGUUCCUUAGCAUCUGGUGCAUCUGCAGAAGAUCUACAGACAGAUACAGCUGUUGAUUCAUCCACAAAAAAGUCCCCCAUAACAGAGCCUUUAUCAGUACUUGCAGAGCACAUGGAUGUAAUCAGCAAGGAGGAUGAACAGUCCAAGAAAAAAGAUACUUGUUCAGUCAAAUAUGACAUACCAAAACUCAGCGAUGACAAACAUGAACCACAGAAAACAUCUGAUAAAAAGCCUGAAUUGACUGAAACCCAAGCUGUUGCUCAAUCAGCCAUGUCUGAUGCAACUUACUCAUCAUCUUCAUCCUUUAGUUACUCUUCCUCAACAUCUGCCUCAUAUUCAACUGGUCAACACCUUGGAGAAGGCCUAGAAACAUUGGUUAAUAUUCCUAGUGUCCAAUUACGAUCAGAUGGAGACAGUAUAUCAUAUGAGUACUCAUCGCUAAAAGAGGAAGAGUCGCCCAUUAUGGAUUUACCAUAUUUAAAAAAAGAUGAAUACAUGGAAGUCACAGACCGAAUGACACCUGCUACAACUACAGCUGAAUCAAUAUCUAGUCUUGCCAGGUUUUCUCCUCUCAGUCCCUUGGAGGAAUCCAAAUCGUUUCUUCAAGAUCAAACUUCAUCAGCAGAGGAAAAGUCAGAGGAGGAGAUGUCGAGCAUUAAAUCUGAAAGAGAUCAAGUCUCUCUUCAAAAACAUAUAGUAGAGCCACAUUCCUCAAAGUCACCUGAAUCAGCAUCUUCUGAGCAUGCAUCUCACCCAACUGAGGUGGCAUCUGUGACAUCUCUUAAGUUUGACAUUGCACCUUUGGAGAAGGCUGACUCUACAGACAAACAGUCGCAGGAGAAAUCCUCUGAUGAUGAGCCUGAGGACAAAAGCAAUUUUGAGGAAGGAACCUUGCCGUGUAGAAUUGAAUGUGAAAGAUCUCCAGCUACUGAAAAAUUAAGUACAGAAUCUUUGCCAGAGCCACAUGCUGAUGCAAAACCCUCAACCACAUUACAUUCAUUUGAUAUACAAACCACAGAUGGACCAACAGAAAUGACAAGUUCUCAGAAGGAGCCAGUCACAACAUGUUGGCCUCUCAGUACUAACACACAAAGUGAACAAAGCAUCAAGCAAGAAGGGGCAGAGAAGUCUGUGGAAAUUAAAGACUUGCCUGAAAAAGUACAGGAGGGGGUUGAAAUGAAAGUAGUAAAAGUUAGCAAAAUGGAAUACGAAGAGGAGCAUGAGACAGAUGGGAAAGGAGAAGUAAAACAUAAAGCAAUGGAGGAAGAACAGAUACAACCUGAAAAGAUGGUUGAAGUGAAGUCAGAAAAAAUGGGAGAGAGCCUAGAUGAUGGCAAGAAGUCAGAGCAGCAGAGUGAUAGUGAAGGAAAACUGGAGCAGACAAAAGUAAAGAAAGAGGUAGAACAAAUUGAAACAACUGUAGAAAAGGAAUGUAAAGAAAAAAAGGAAGAGAAUAAAGAGCAAACAGAAGAAAAGAUGAUGGAAAAAGACAGCAAAAAAACAGAUACACUUGAGUCCAGCCAGUAUAGUGCCUUUGAGUCCACAAUGCAGCAUGAAGAGAUUGUCUGCCUAAAGGCUCCACCUGGCUAUGGAGAAGAUGAGGAUAUUAAAAGAGGCAAAGGGGGAUGAAGAGGAGGAUGUGAAGUAUGAUUCAAAAGAACGCCCACCAACUCCACUAUCAGGAGCACAUGCUUGUUGUCCUGAGGUCUCCAAAAAGUCAGAUGAGGAAUUCACUCGUCCCUCUGAUCUUAGCAUGGAGGCCAUGUCCUCACAUU
Messenger RNA from Puntigrus tetrazona (Sumatra barb), 10099 nucleotides. It is a transcript of the gene map1ab, whose product is annotated as microtubule-associated protein 1Ab. Gene Ontology annotation, biological process: axonogenesis; regulation of microtubule depolymerization; microtubule cytoskeleton organization. Gene Ontology annotation, cellular component: microtubule associated complex; cytosol; neuronal cell body. NCBI's taxonomy places the organism in Eukaryota, Metazoa, Chordata, Actinopteri, Cypriniformes, Cyprinidae. Gene Ontology annotation, molecular function: actin binding; microtubule binding. The record is from RefSeq and is a predicted model, not a curated record. The transcript is spliced from 5 exons. The coding region runs from base 24 to 9953 and encodes 3309 amino acids.